Durotheca rogersii is the source of this 816-nucleotide messenger RNA. RefSeq lists its product as uncharacterized. The record is from RefSeq and is a predicted model, not a curated record. NCBI's taxonomy places the organism in Eukaryota, Fungi, Ascomycota, Sordariomycetes, Xylariales, Xylariaceae. The transcript has a single exon. The coding region runs from base 176 to 664 and encodes 162 amino acids.
UUCGCUGUGCGUUCCCCGUGCGUGAGGAAGUACCCAACUGCGGGUAUGUACUUGCCUUCCCACGUACCCUACCUGCGUUUCGGUACCUCCUCCUCCUCCUCCUCCUUGGGAUGCCGGGACGCGGGUGGAAGCUGGAAGCGUGGAUAGAGCGAGUUGGAAAGUCAGUCAUACCUACAUGCCCUUCGCAGGGAAAAGACCAGCGACAGGAUCGAGUGAUUAUGAGUAUACCCAAUCCCGUGCCGCUUCUCUUGCAGCCGUCCAGCUUUCCGUCUGCCGUCCUCCACUCUCUCUCCCUUGCCCUCCCCCCCUCUCCUCCUCCUCCCUCCCUCCCUCCCUCUCCCCUUGGCCUCUCGCGAGGAGGAGAGGAAGAAGAGAGAGACACAGGAGGAAAAGAGAGGGAGAGGAAAUAAGCGAGUGCUUUGGCGUCCGGCUGCUUCUCCUCGCUCUCACCAGUUCACCCUGCAUGCCGGCCUGCCAGCCUGCCAGCCUGCCAGCACAUCCAGCCCGGCGACAUCCCACACGCGUACAAACAGCUUUGGAGCUUGCCAGGGGCCGGUCUUGUCAUCCCAGGGACUUAUCGAAUGGCUCUCUGAAAAUCCUUUCGACCACGGCUUGCACCACCGUCUGCCCCGUCCAACCCCAUCGACCCCGUCCUACUGAGUAAAGCCUCCCUCCCCCCCCCCACACACGCACUGCUCGCUGCUACCUCACCACCGUCGACUGGCAUCCAAUUGCUUGGAAGCUCGCGGCCUGAGUCGCCUAGCGUAGAAGCGUCCGGGCCAACCCAAGGAUUAUUCGGCAACGUAGCCUGGCACG